This is a messenger RNA of Necator americanus (New World hookworm), 1017 nucleotides long. RefSeq lists its product as uncharacterized. The transcript has 7 exons. NCBI's taxonomy places the organism in Eukaryota, Metazoa, Nematoda, Chromadorea, Rhabditida, Ancylostomatidae. The record is from RefSeq and is a predicted model, not a curated record. The coding region runs from base 1 to 1017 and encodes 338 amino acids.
AUGUUGCUAUCACUGAUCCUGUUCCCUGUUGCGUUGGCGGAGUCUUUUUGGAUGACAGCCGAACUUUUGCGAGUGGAUUGGAGAGAGGGUUGUCUGACCACCGCAGGAUGUUCUCAACCCAGAUUUAAGUUACUCGAGGACAUGCUUCCACUUACUGAGAAGAUAUCCAUCAGUUGGCCUGUAUCCGAACAUUUUGUGCAGGACUCGUCGCGCUCCUUUGUAUCGCACUGGGCGAACGGCAAGCCGGAAGACGUGACAUUGUCGUGCCAAGUCGUUGGCACCGACCCAACCUACGGUUUCCCGCGAGUUUGCGACCAAACUGCGUCGAUCCGCAUAUUCCAGGACGGAGUCGUGGAGGCGUUUGGCCGGAAUCGACGCCAUCAGACCACCACGACCGCUGUCCCUGAGGACGAGUUAGGGAAGAAGCUAAUUGAGAUCCGUGCCAAAUGUUUCAAUGCUACAGUGGCAGUUCAAAAGCACACAGAAAGGUGUCCAUGGUGCCCCGAUCCGUCAGACGUGACGCUUAUCGAGCAAAGACUGCCAGAAGAUGUCUCCACGUUCUCAGCGUCGAUCUUGUCGCAGUUGAAGGGCGACGACCGUAUUUUGCAUGUAUCCGUACUAGUUCUGGCAGGUAUCGCCAUAUUGGCAUCUCUGGGCUUCGCUUGUGUGCUCGUCGCCUUCCUUCGACAAAAAAGGACUCAUCGCCAGAUCUCCGUGAAACCACGCUAUCAGCCGUAUUCUCCCUCCAGCUGCAAGACCGCUGAUGAUGAGAAUCGCUACGAUAUGCCGUGGGAACAAACGCGUCCGCUCACCUACUGGCUGUCUUCCUCAUCGAAAUCCGAGGCGACGACGACGUCGCCGCUCGACUCAGCCUCUUCUCUCGGCGCUCAGUCGUCCAUCGUCGCUCCGUACACCUUCCGAUCCGGAUGUACGAUACCGCAGACGCACCUCUACCACCACAUUUCUCCGAACUCUUCCAUUGGUCCGGGGCAUGAUUCCGGGCUGGAAUCCGUCUAG